GCUCUUCUACCGAUUCGUUUUCUAUGUUCUUCGAAGAUAAUGGUUUUCUUCCUCUGUCAUCUUCGUCAUCAAGGCUUCUGAAUCGCAGAGUUGUGUAUAUAAGAGAAACAAUGGAGGAAUUUGAUCUAGAGAAUCCGCUGACGAGCUCUCAAGACCAGCAAUCCGAUACGAUGCCAGCACUUUUCGCCGCAGAAUCAGAUCACAUGCCAUCCGAUGGUUUCAAAACUAGGGAUUUAGAUGUAUCCGUUCGAAGAGAGGCCAUCGCUUUGAUUCUACAGGCGCAAUUUUCCUGUCGCUUCGAUCCGUUCUUACACUAUCUCGCCGUAAAUUACCUCGAUCGGUUUAUCUCCAGACAAGAAAUGCCGCAAGGGAAGCCGUGGAUCCUGAAGCUUGUCGCUAUGUCUUGCCUCUCUUUGGCGGCGAAGAUGAAUAAAACGGACUUCUCACUGACUGAUUUUCAGAGGGGAGAUGGUUUCAUUUUCGACACACAAACUAUUCAGCGAAUGGAGUUCCUGAUUCUUGGAGCUCUGAAGUGGCGAAUGCGCUCGAUUACUCCAUUCUCGUUCGUGCAUUUCUUCCUGUCCUUAUUCAAACUGAAAGAUCCGCCUCUAAGAGAUGCUCUCAAAGCUAGAGCCAAAGAAAUCAUCUUCAAAGCUCAAAACGAAAUGAAGCUUAUUGAGUUCAAGCCAUCCAUAAUCGCAGCGUCUGCGCUUCUCUCUGCUUCUCAUGAGCUGUUUCCCAUUCAAUUUCCUUGUUUCAGAAAAGCUAUUUUCUCCUGUGAAUAUGUAAAUGAAGUGAAGCUGUUCGAUUGCUGCAAUGUCAUGCAGGGCAUAGUGAUGGAUGGGUACGAGUCAGUUUUAUCGAGUUCAGAUACGCCAGUCAAUGUGCUUGACCUUCAUUGCUCCAGCUCAGAAAGCGAGAAAACUAUUUCUAUCGGCACAACUACCAUUAGAGCAGAGAGGGACCUCAAACGGCGAAAGAUCAGCGAUUUCUGCAAUAAAAAAACUUUCCAGCUUUCACAGAUUCAACAUUGCUGAAUGACAACAGCACCGUUCUGAAUUCUGAUAGAGUGAUGAUACUACAACAACUACUACUGCCGCAGAGGACGGGACGAAAUCUGAAGCAACACAAAAAACCAACCCAAUAAAGUAGAGA
Molecule: messenger RNA, 1155 nt
Organism: Telopea speciosissima
Lineage: Eukaryota; Viridiplantae; Streptophyta; Magnoliopsida; Proteales; Proteaceae
Product: putative cyclin-D6-1
Exons: 6
Coding region: 24-1037 (337 amino acids)
Biological process (GO): regulation of cyclin-dependent protein serine/threonine kinase activity; mitotic cell cycle phase transition
Cellular component (GO): nucleus; cyclin-dependent protein kinase holoenzyme complex; cytoplasm
Molecular function (GO): cyclin-dependent protein serine/threonine kinase regulator activity
Source: RefSeq, a predicted model, not a curated record